Molecule: messenger RNA, 1056 nt
Organism: Stereum hirsutum FP-91666 SS1
Lineage: Eukaryota; Fungi; Basidiomycota; Agaricomycetes; Russulales; Stereaceae
Exons: 2
Coding region: 1-1056 (351 amino acids)
Source: RefSeq, a predicted model, not a curated record
AUGACACAACCUAAAGGCACUGGCAAAUCACGCACAUUUCACUCAAGGAAGAAUACUUGGAUCCAUGUUGGGGAGGAGGAAGCCAGUGGGCAGAAAGUGGACCUCUCCGCACUUCGGAAAGCAGCCGAAGUCUAUCUCAAAGAGCUGAAGGUGACUGCCGCCCAGAACGAGGAGAUAUCCCGACUCUAUGAUGCGAACUACGGCUUUGACUAUGAAUACCGCGUCCUUGAUGAUCAGCACCAGUUAAGUGCCACAUCUCUCCUCGCAGCGGCUGGUUUGGAUUUUGAGGAACGUGAAUCAUUGGCGAACCGCUGGGCUACGGUUUGGACACGGAAGUCAGGCAAGAAGAAGGGACAGACUUGUCGUAUAUUGUUCCGAUGUGCGUGCGGUUACGAUCACUCACAGCGUGGAACGAAGGAGAGGCACAAUCCCUUUCCAUACGUGGGCUGUCCAGCCCAUGCGGAAAUCCUAUACACUGUUGAAACUCAAAAGAUCUUGCCGAUCCGAGGCCUGCUUCUUCACAAUGAUGCCUGUCAUGGAGCCGAACUCACCGACUUUCCUCGCCGUAACCUUCAUCCCUCGGAAUUUGCGGUAGCACUUCAGCAACUCCAAGAUGGCUCAAGUCUGGAUGAGAUUCAAACGCGUAACCGUCAGAUGCAUAAGACUCGGAAGUAUGAAGGCCAGCCAAGCGAUCUGUCGAACUCACCUUACCGAUGGUUACUGAAGCCCUACGACACGCGUUCGUUAUACCGUCAGUACAACCGCAUGCAAGGUAUCAAGGUCACAGAAGCAGCGCACGUCAACAUUCAUCUACUCAUCAAGGAAUGUUUACGACGCGUGGAGCAGGAUCUACUUGAAACUGUCACUUACGAGAGCGCUCUAGGAAUUGUCACGGACGCUACAACGGCAUUGGAGUCUGUCCUUCAGGAUCAUCCCGGACUCUUUCAGAAAGGAAAGUUGAAUACUUACGGGCUUACUGGCUGUCCGAGGACCUCUGGAAGAGCUGGUCUGCUUACGGUCGGCGCUAUGCAUCAGUCUUACUUCGCUGUGAGAUAG